This is a messenger RNA of Exophiala spinifera, 597 nucleotides long. RefSeq lists its product as uncharacterized. The transcript has 2 exons. The coding region runs from base 1 to 597 and encodes 198 amino acids. NCBI's taxonomy places the organism in Eukaryota, Fungi, Ascomycota, Eurotiomycetes, Chaetothyriales, Herpotrichiellaceae. The record is from RefSeq and is a predicted model, not a curated record.
AUGGGCACGAAGAGAAGUAGCGAUGACCGUCCAGUCGGUGCAGAUGAACCAGACAACAAAAAACGAAAGGGCUUUUCCGUUGGGCCAGCAAAUCUCCCUGACGGAACCUAUCGACGAAAAACGCAAAAAAUAAAACGGGAUCUCAUCCAGAAGGCGAAGGUCAAGAAAGCAUAUGCCAAAGUCAAGGCGCAGGAAGAAGCCGCAAACCCAGUCUCAUCAACCCACAUCGAAGACGAAGAGGCGCAUGAUGGACCCUUGGAUGCUGAACCAGCAAGCCUCGAAUUGCACCCAGACCGCCAGGCUAUGGUUGAAGCUGCUGAUAGUCGGGACGCUCGCGACGAUCAGGGACACUCGUCAAGAAACCAUCCCCGCCAACGGAGACCGAAGCAAUCACGCUUUAAGAAAGAGCUGGAGCUCGCUUCUCAACACAGAGCCAACAUUGAGGCAAAGCAGAGGGCCAGAGAAUUGAGAGACAAGGAGCGUCGAGCAAUGAUCAAAGCCAAAAAACCCGGCAAGAACGGCAAGAUAAAGUUGGGUAGGCAGGGCACAGUUUUACUGAGUCGAAUACAACGCAUGGCGGCGGAAGGCAAGAUGUGA